AUGGCAGACGCAGCAUCGAGGGCCUGGACGGAUCCUUAUAAAACUGUGUGGACUAACUUUUCUGUGUCGUGGGAACAGACAGCCGUGCCGCCAAUCUUUCGCAAACUCUACACGAACUUCUCGAAGGACUUCAAUCCCGCUCACUGGCCUCGCCAUCAAACGUUAAAUACUCAGCUACUUGGUCACAGUGGGUGCGAUGGUGCACGGAAAUGCGACUGCCUAAAUGGUUACCCAAGGACGAAGAGCGCCAUUCAUUUUAUCAGCUCGCACUUUUCGCAAUCUACUGCUGGAAAUUCGGAUGGAACUCGUCCGAAAGAGGCAACUCUACCUCCACCGUGCUCUCCAAACUCUGCCACAUCUCGUGGUAUCACAAGCGCUUCGUCGGAUACAAAGUCGGACUGUCCCCCGGACACCAACUUGCUGUCGUCGGCAUGCGCAGAGAAGACCCUCUAA
Messenger RNA from Phytophthora sojae, 453 nucleotides. RefSeq lists its product as hypothetical. The coding region runs from base 1 to 453 and encodes 150 amino acids. The transcript has a single exon. Lineage: Eukaryota; Oomycota; Peronosporomycetes; Peronosporales; Peronosporaceae. The record is from RefSeq and is a predicted model, not a curated record.